GUUUCAUCACACUACAUUACAUGCCUGUAGUUGCUGUGGGCCACUUGCCUCGUAGUUUCCCCUUUUCUUCGAGUGAUAAGGGAAAGGGAUGGGAAACUGCACUUCUCCACUCGCCCUCGCCCGUCCAAUGGAGAGUCCUGUUACUUGAUUUGAUUUCGGCCUGGCACAUGCGCGUACACUUAUUCAUCGCUGCUGGCACUCUUCACCUCCUUUGAACAUCAUUUUUUUCUCACGAGGCACGGGUUUACGUCGUAUCGUCUUGGCUUCUCCACCGUUGACGGCGUUUUUGUAUUGGCAUAGACGAUUCUAACGUAGCACCCUGCAUCCGUUCGUACAUGUAUUGUCGAAUGGCAGGCUCAGCGUCCUCCCUCCCAGCUCACAAUGCGUAGGAUCAAACCGCUGCGGCGCGCAACCCACCACCAGCAACCGCCCAUGUCGCGCCAACACCAGAGAACCGUCAUGUAUCUGCUCUGCGGGGCCCUCGCGUUCGGCGCCGCGUACCUGUGGUAUCUGCCGCCUAUCGACCGGCUCGCGGUGCCGUUCCCUGUGCACGAGGCGUACAUGAACGAGGAUGUGGGGAAGGCGCGGCUCGUGGCCAAGAUGAGCUACGACUGGAGGACUGCGCCGUUUCUGAAUACCGUGGAGGAGUAUAUGCAGCUGCCGAGCGGCGAGCCGAGGGCGCUGCCGAAAGUCCAGUUUGACUUCCCGCCUGAGACGGGGGCGCAGAGGCGGAGGAGGGAGAGGCGGCGGGUGGCUGUGCGGGACGAGUUUCAGCGCAGUUGGCAGAGCUACAGAAGAUUUGCCUGGGGGGAGGAUGAGCUCAAGCCUAUUUCGGGGGCGGGCGAUGAGACGUUUGGGGGUUGGGGCGCGACGCUGGUCGACUCGCUGGAUACGCUGUGGAUUAUGGGGCUCAAGGAAGAAUUCUAUGAGGCGCUGGAGGCUGUGGCGGCGAUUGACUUUGGCAAGUCGAAUAUGAAGACUAUCAGCGUCUUCGAGACGACCAUCAGAUACCUCGGCGGGAUGCUCAGCGCCUACGACCUCAGCCUCGAGCCCAUGCUGCUGGACAAAGCGGUGCAGCUGGGCGAGAUGCUGUACCGGGCGUUUGACACGCCAAACAACACACCCCUGAACUGGCUGGAUAUAGAGAAAGCCAAAUCCGCCGACCGCGAACCGUUCAAAGCGGAAACCAGCCUCUGUCUCGCCUGUCUCGGCUCGCUGACCAUGGAAUUCACCCGCCUGGCCCAGAUCACAGCGGAGCCAAAAUACUACGACGCAGUGGCCAGAAUCACCGACCUGUUGCGCCGCAAGCAGAACGACACGCGCUUACCGGGCCUCUGGCCCAUCACCCUGAACGCAGCGAAACACGAAUUCAACCAAAGCCGCACCUUCACCAUCGGCGCCCAGGCCGACUCAACAUACGAGUACUUCCCCAAAAUGGCCGCGCUGCUCGGCGGCCGCGAGCCCGUGUACGAGCAGCUAUACGCCGACGCCGCGGCCAUGAUCGACAAACACAUGCUGUUCCGCCCCAUGGUCCCGUUCGCCACCCCAGGCGAAUCCCUCCUGUUCUGCGGAAACAUCCACGUCAACGACCCGCUGCACGUCGUGCUCGACCCGGAAAUGCAGCACCUGACGUGCUUCGCGGGGGGCAUGUUUGCCCUCGCGGGCCGCCUGUUCGCCGACCCGCACCACGUCGAGCUCGGCGCGAAGCUGACGCGCGGGUGCGUGUACGCGUAUGCCGCGACGCCCUCGGGCAUCAUGCCCGAGACGUUCGACGUGCUGCCGUGCGCGGACCGGGCGACAUGCGCGUGGAACCAGACACUCUGGGAAGACCGCGUCAUGCGGCACUACGGCACGAAGUACAUCGGCGACGCGCAGGCCGCGGCGCUCAAACACCGCCUUCCCCUCGGCUUCCCCGCUAUCCGCGACCGCCGCUACCUACUACGCCCCGAGGCCAUCGAGUCCGUCUUCAUCCUGCACCGUAUCACGGGCGAGGACGCGUAUAUGGAGUAUGCGUGGGAUAUGUUCUGCGCGGUUGUCGCGGCGAGUCGCACGCCGUUUGCGAAUGGGCAGGUGCGCGAUGUUACUGCGCCUGGGGGCGGGGGGGUGCCGGGCGUGAGGGGGAGUGCGGUCGCGCAGGAGGAUAAGAUGGAGAGCUUUUGGACGGCGGAGACGUUGAAGUAUUUUUAUUUGGUGUUUAGUGGGGUGGAUGUGCUGGCGUUGGAUGAGUGGGUGUUUAAUACUGAGGCGCAUCCGUUGAGGAGACCGGGGAGGUGA
Molecule: messenger RNA, 2274 nt
Organism: Dothidotthia symphoricarpi CBS 119687
Lineage: Eukaryota; Fungi; Ascomycota; Dothideomycetes; Pleosporales; Dothidotthiaceae
Product: glycoside hydrolase family 47 protein
Exons: 1
Coding region: 382-2274 (630 amino acids)
Biological process (GO): N-glycan processing; carbohydrate metabolic process
Cellular component (GO): Golgi membrane; endoplasmic reticulum
Molecular function (GO): calcium ion binding; mannosyl-oligosaccharide 1,2-alpha-mannosidase activity
Source: RefSeq, a predicted model, not a curated record